AAUUUUGUUUACCGCUUCGGUGCGAUUGUCAAAAAAAGAAGUGAAAGAUUCGCAAAUUUACAGCAACUUUCGUUUACAACUUUGGUUUGAAUAUAAAUUCAUUUGGCCAUGGUCGAACGCAUUGAAGAUUUGAAUUUACCAAACGCCGUAGUGGGACGCUUAAUCAAAGAUGCUUUGCCCGAAGGCGCGAAUGUGAGCAAGGAAGCGCGUGCUGCCAUUGCACGGGCGGCUUCUGUCUUUGUGAUCUUUCUGACAUCCUCAUCAACAACGCUGGCGCGAAAACAGAACCACAAAACUAUCACAGCAGCAAAUAUAUUGGACGCUUUAAAACAAUUGGAAUUUGAAAGCUUCGUAGAGCCAUUGUCGACCGAUUUGGAGGCUUACCGCAAGGCCGUCAAGGAUAAAAAGGAUAAAGCAAAAUCAAGCAGCGCUACAGCUGCCGCCAACAAUAGUAGUGCAAACGAUGAAGAAAUGGAGACUGAGAAGACGUCGUAGGUGUUGAAAAUCACACAUGUUAUUUAUAAUUGUAUAUGUUUUUUGACCAAAUAAAUAUACGAACAUUUUUCAAA
Bactrocera tryoni is the source of this 569-nucleotide messenger RNA. RefSeq names its product DNA polymerase epsilon subunit 3 (gene Chrac-14). Bases 109 to 495 code for a protein of 128 amino acids. Gene Ontology annotation, biological process: leading strand elongation; heterochromatin formation; DNA damage response. Gene Ontology annotation, cellular component: epsilon DNA polymerase complex; CHRAC. Gene Ontology annotation, molecular function: chromatin DNA binding; protein heterodimerization activity. Lineage: Eukaryota; Metazoa; Arthropoda; Insecta; Diptera; Tephritidae. The transcript has a single exon. The record is from RefSeq and is a predicted model, not a curated record.